AUGGUAGGGGAUCUCUCUGUUCUCCCAAAUAGGCGUCGUUCCAACGAGCUUACUCUGCUAGAAUCGGAUAUAAUUCGGAUAUCCCCGAACCAUGUCCACAUUAAUGAUCCAGACUUUUACCACAGAAUUUAUAAAGUCAACUCAGACUUCCUGAAAGACCCUGGCUUUUAUCAUGCCUUUGGGAUGCGCGGAUCACUGCCCAUGGAACUCGACAAUGACAAAGCUCAAGCUUUGCGCAAGCUUCUUAAUCCUACACUAGCAAAGCCUAGUGUCGAUAGAAUGGCUGAGAUGGUUUACCAGAAAGUUCGGCAAUUCUCCGAGAUAACAUUGGAGAAGAAAGGAAGUAUCAAUAUACGACCCGGUUUUCAGUCGCUGUCUGCCGGUAUUAUCUGUGUGUGCUGUUUCGGGCGUGAAUUCAAUAUCAUCACCGACGAGGACGAUCCAGCAGGUAUCUCUCAAACAACCGAUUUAGUCUCUCACCACCUCUGGAAAGUACACUACCUUCCCUUUCUUGCAAGCCACCUAACAAAUGCCCCCAACUGGAUGAAACGGUCACUCUUCGCAGGGUAUCACAAUUUCCGAGAGCAAUGUGUCGCGCUGGUACAAACCACGCUGAACGCGCCGAAAGACUCUCGAAGAACAGGCAUCAUCGAUACCAUGCUCGAUGCGUCUCAGGCUGGCACCUGGGAAUCGCCCGACGAAGAGUUUCUGACUGAUCAGAUUUUCUCGUUGGUAUUCGCCGGGAUAGACACGUCUUCUAUUACAAUGACUUCUGCUUUUUAUUAUAUUCUCUCUUCUCCAGAUGUCCUGCUGCGGCUACAGGACGAGCUCCGCGGGAACACCCCGAAUAUUGAAGAGACGUAUGAUUGGAACAAAGUCCGCCAACUUCCUUAUUUGAGUGCGAUUAUCAAAGAGACCUUGCGCAUCAGCUCCCCGGCUCCAGGCAGGUUUCCGCGUAUUGUUCCACCCGCUGGGUUACAUCACAAAACUAGCUUUAUACCAGGAGGAACCGUCCUAUCCAGCUGUAUUUACCACAUCCAUCAAAAUCCCAACUUGUUUCCCGAGCCUGAGAAAUUCCAGCCUGAGCGGUGGCUUGAACAGGAUAGCAUUGGGCUUGAGAAAUACCUUGUGGCUUUUAGCAAAGGCAGCCGAUCUUGCCCGGGAAUUCAUCUCUCCUAUCUUGAGAUCUAUACAGUGCUUGCCAUCUUUUUCAGUCGAUUCGAUAUGGAAUUGUUAUCCCCUAGCAAGGACGAAGGUUUGGCUUGGUCCGAUCACGGCGUUGCGGUGUUUAAGUCUCCUGUCAAGGUGAGAAUCGUUACGGAUCAUUGGAGAAAGUGA
Molecule: messenger RNA, 1338 nt
Organism: Penicillium antarcticum
Lineage: Eukaryota; Fungi; Ascomycota; Eurotiomycetes; Eurotiales; Aspergillaceae
Product: cytochrome P450
Exons: 8
Coding region: 1-1338 (445 amino acids)
Molecular function (GO): monooxygenase activity; oxidoreductase activity, acting on paired donors, with incorporation or reduction of molecular oxygen; iron ion binding
Source: RefSeq, a predicted model, not a curated record